AUGCCCUCUUUACCAUCCCUUUGCCAGAUUGCCCUGGUGUUGAUGCUGAGCCUGGGAACCUUCCUGCCUGGAGCCGCUGCUUCCCCCCUGCCUGACUCCUCAGAAGUCUCUGUGGACUUCUCUGGAAAUGCUGGAUUGAGCUUUCCUUCUGGAAAUGAGAAUUUGGAAUCUCUGGCUCUGUUUAUCCAGAGUAUUGCCACUGAACUGCACAAAAAACAAUUGCAUGAUUUUUUUUCCCUGUCUGACCGGAAUAUGAGCUCUCUGCUGCUGUUGCCUCCCAUGGAGCUGCCUCAGAUUAGAAAAGAGGACAAGUGUUUCCAGAGGAGAUUCCGGAAGGAAAAAUGUUUCUCAAAGAUCAUCAAAGGAUUUCAGGAAUACAAAAAAUAUCUGAAGUUUGUGAACCAAUGGAUCAAUGAUGAAAAGCAGCAAGUGGAUAUAAUGCUGAACAGCAUGAAGCUUCUGUCUGACUUCCUCCCACUGGAGAGAAAGACUCGUAGAAGAAUUCCUCAGUGGGAUGAAAGUAACCAGGAGGCUUUGAACCCGGACAUGUCUUUGCAAACAGAAUGGGAUAGGCAAGUGAGAGUUCACGUGAUCCUCAGAAAAUUUGCUUUCUUCAUGGAGAGCACGGUUCGAGCCAUUCGAUUCAUGAAAUCGAUCCCUGGAGCUGUGUAA
Messenger RNA from Callorhinchus milii (elephant shark), 672 nucleotides. It is a transcript of the gene il6, whose product is annotated as interleukin 6 (interferon, beta 2). The record is from RefSeq and is a predicted model, not a curated record. The transcript is spliced from 5 exons. Gene Ontology annotation, biological process: T-helper 17 cell lineage commitment; positive regulation of cell population proliferation; immune response. NCBI's taxonomy places the organism in Eukaryota, Metazoa, Chordata, Chondrichthyes, Chimaeriformes, Callorhinchidae. Bases 1 to 672 code for a protein of 223 amino acids. Gene Ontology annotation, molecular function: cytokine activity; interleukin-6 receptor binding; growth factor activity. Gene Ontology annotation, cellular component: extracellular region.